Molecule: messenger RNA, 498 nt
Organism: Diutina rugosa
Lineage: Eukaryota; Fungi; Ascomycota; Pichiomycetes; Serinales; Debaryomycetaceae
Gene: YAH1
Product: adrenodoxin
Exons: 1
Coding region: 1-498 (165 amino acids)
Biological process (GO): positive regulation of oxidoreductase activity; P450-containing electron transport chain
Cellular component (GO): mitochondrion
Molecular function (GO): 2 iron, 2 sulfur cluster binding
Source: RefSeq, a predicted model, not a curated record
AUGCUCGCUUCGUUGAGGUCGCUGGCUGUUACUCGAGCGGCGUUGCGGCUGUUUGCUCGUCCCUCCCCCGUGUCGUGGGUGCGGCCCCAGCCCCGCUGGUUCUCCCACUCCACCAUCCGCAACCACGGCCACAUACACAAGCCUAACCCGGGUGAAGAAUUGCACAUCACCUUCAUCACUAAGGAAGGCGACCAGUUUACUUACGAAGUGGCCGAAGGCGACAACAUUUUGGACAUCGCCCAGGCGCACGGGCUCGACAUGGAAGGCGCCUGUGGCGGUCUGUGCGCCUGCUCCACCUGCCAUGUCAUCGUUGAUCCCGAGUUCUACGACGAGAUCCCCGAACCGAGCGACGACGAAAACGACAUGUUGGACUUGGCGUUCGGGUUGACGGAAACCCUGCGUUUGGGGUGCCAGGUGCAGAUGACGAAGGAGUUGGACGGCAUCCGCGUGGCGUUGCCGGCAAUGACGAGAAACUUGCAGGCCAAAGACUUUAAUUAA